Messenger RNA from Carica papaya (papaya), 2106 nucleotides. RefSeq names its product ABC2 homolog 9 (gene ATH9). Gene Ontology annotation, cellular component: mitochondrial inner membrane. NCBI's taxonomy places the organism in Eukaryota, Viridiplantae, Streptophyta, Magnoliopsida, Brassicales, Caricaceae. The record is from RefSeq and is a predicted model, not a curated record. Gene Ontology annotation, biological process: mitochondrion organization; lipid homeostasis.
UCUCAGAUUCCAAAAAUAUAGGAUUUAGUUCCCUCCUUGAUCUACCUUGUUUUUUGGGCCGAGAAUUACGCUUUUCUGUUCGUGCGUUGAACUGCUUUCGUGUUUUUGCGUCUUCCUCCUCUCUGUUCUUCCUAGCAGCAGAGAUGAGCACACGAUCCCUGUGGCGCGCCCGAGCCAGGCUGGCCGCGGCCACCACAGCGAUUUGUGCCGGAGCUGGAGCAGCCGCCGUUGCUUCCUCCGAGGAUCCAGCUACCACUCUGAAGCUCUGCACUGCCGUUCCCGUCCGCCUUUAUCGGGACGCCUUGACCGCCGCUUCUAUUGUUUUUGAUUAUCAAUACUCUUUAUGGGGUUUGCCGGAAGGAAGUGGCGAGAGGUUAAAAGUCAAACAUGAAGUUCACCUGAGGUCAGCACGGAAACUUCAAGAACUUUGUUUCAAAAAUGGAGGAAUAUAUAUAAAGCUUGGUCAACAUCUAGGACAGCUGGAAUACUUGGUACCUCAAGAGUAUGUCCAGGUAAUGAGGGAGAGCAUGCUGAAUAAGUGUCCUGUUUCAUCAUAUGAUCAAGUGUGUGAAGUAUUCAAGAAAGAGCUUGGGGAGACACCGGAUAAAGUUUUUAAAGAAUUUGACCCUGCUCCUAUAGCAAGUGCUUCCCUUGCACAAGUCCAUGUUGCUCAUACAAAUGACGGCCAAAAAGUUGCUGUGAAGGUUCAACAUGCUCACAUGACAGAUACAGCAGCUGCAGAUCAAGCCACUGUGGAAUUCAUCGUAAAUACUCUACAUUGGUUUUUCCCUUCAUUUGAUUAUAGAUGGUUGAUUGAUGAAAUUCGUGAAAGCUUACCUAAGGAACUAGAUUUUUUUGUUGAGGCCAAAAACAGUCAGAAAUGUAUGGAUAAUUUUCGGAAGCUGUCUCCUCAUCUUGCAGACUAUGUUUAUGCACCAUCUGUAUACUGGAAUUUAAGUACCUCCAAGUUGUUAACCAUGGAGUUCAUAGAUGGUGCUCAAGUGAAUGAUGUGAAGACAAUUCAAAGACUUGGAAUCCGACCUAAUGAAGUCGCAAAGCUAGUUAGUCAAGCCUUUGCUGAAAUGAUGUUUAAACAUGGAUUUGUGCAUUGUGACCCACAUGCUGCCAACUUGCUUGUUCGCCCAUUGCCUUCUAGUAAAAGGAGCAUACUAGGCAUGAGAAAGCCUCAGUUGAUACUUCUAGAUCAUGGUCUAUACAAGGAACUAGAUUUCACCACAAGAUUUAACUAUGCUGCACUAUGGAAGGGUUUGAUAUUUGCUGAUGCUAAUGCGAUAAAGGAAAAUAGUGUGAAAUUGGGUGCUGGGGAGGAUCUAUAUGCGCUAUUUGCUGGGAUUCUUACCAUGAGGCCCUGGAAUAGGGUUGUUGACCCUGCUGUUGAUCAUUUAGUCAUACAAGGCACUGAUAGUGAUUGUUCUGAAUUACAGAUGUAUGCAUCUCAGUAUUUCCCUCAAAUUACAGAGCUUCUUAGAAGAUUGCCCCGUGUAAUUCUGUUAAUGUUGAAGACAAAUGACUGUCUGCGGUCCGUUAACAAUGCACUGUUGCAGGGUUCUUCUCUCGAAACAUUCUUGAUCAUUGGAAAAGUUUCGUCCGAGGCAGUUGUGGAGGCAAAAAUGUUACAGAAUAAAUCUUUAUUAUGUUGGCUAAACAUCUGGGCAGGAGAGAUGGUAUUGGAAGCUAGACUUUUUAUAAUGCGGAUGCUUUUAUGGCUCUUACAACUUAGGAAAGCUUUGAGAUGGCGAAAAUGAGAAACAAAGACAAAAACUUUUCAUAUAUACAGAGAGUUCCUUUUUCGUUAUUGCUCCUCAUUUUUUUCGAACCCCACAUGAGACUCUCAUAAUCUUUGUCUCCGUGGUUCAGAACUUUCUUCUGCUUGCAGGAUGGUUGAGGAAACGGACCAUCAGCGCAAGGUAUUUCUUCAAUAGACAAAUAUGAAAUUGUAUUUUCCACUCUUGUUUGCAUACAAAGGUUCUUACAUUUUUUCUAUAGAGUUUUACUCAAAAGGUGUAAAAUUCUUUGCGUGGGGUAAAAUAAUGAAUUGUGUAAAACAUUAAUUUGGUAAUAAAUGAAAACCUUUAGAGACGACUC